CCUCCCGGGAGCCGCUGUCCCGGGCCUGGCCCGUGCGCGUCCGCCUGCUGCACCGGGGCACCAGGAGCCGCAGAGGUACGGGACCCGGCGGGGGCGCUGACCUCGCCCUAGGAGUCUUAGGAUCCCGGAGACAUCCGUGUCUGCUGGGGCCUGUAGGUCGCACGCCGAAGCCCUAGCUGCUGAAGCUCAUCGCUGGUCCGCGGGGCGAGGUCAGGUGCCCCCCUUCUCGCCUCCCUUCUCUCCCUCCCCCACCUCAGUGCGGGCGGGAGAUUCUGCCCGCCUCCUCCCGCAGGGGUGCAGCAGGCUGCGGAGCUGACAGCGGCCCCGCAGCCACCCUGCUCAAACUCUCCGGAAGCAGAUAGAGCUCAGGCCGCCGCCGCCGCAGCCCCGGCGGACCUACAGUUGGACCGGAGACUCCGAUCUUUUGCGUCCAAACUUGGGGCACUUGACCUUCGCUUAUCGGAGGAGGUAAGCCCGCAGGUGGCUGGACAGCUGCGGCGCCGCGAGGGCAUCUUGCUUUGGAACCGUCGGCUGCACUCCCUGACUCUGGGAUUUGCUUCUGGGAUCCAAAGGUGUCUACAGCAGGCGCAUGUUGACUGAGACCUACCGUCAUGGAUGUGUGCGCCCGUCUUGCCCUGUGGCUUCUUUGGGGGCUCCUUCUGCAUCAGGGCCAGAGUCUCAGCCAUAGUCACAGUGAAAAGAAUACAGGAGCUAGCUCCGGGGCGACUUCUGAAGAGUCUACCGAAGCAGAGUUUUGCCGGAUUGACAAGCCCCUGUGCCACAGUGAGGAUGAGAAGCUCAGCUUCGAGGCCGUCCGCAACAUCCAUAAGCUGAUGGAUGAUGAUGCCAAUGGUGAUGUGGAUGUGGAAGAAAGUGAUGAGUUCCUAAGGGAAGACCUCAAUUACCAUGACCCAACAGUGAAACACAGCACAUUCCAUGGUGAGGAUAAGCUUAUCAGCGUGGAGGACCUGUGGAAGGCAUGGAAGUCAUCAGAAGUGUACAACUGGACCGUGGACGAGGUGAUACAGUGGCUGAUUAUCUAUGUGGAGCUGCCACAGUAUGAGGAGACCUUCCGCAAGCUGCAGCUUACUGGCCACGCCAUGCCAAGGCUCGCUGUAACCAACACCACCAUGACAGGGACUGUACUGAAAAUGACAGACCGGAGCCACAGGCAGAAGCUGCAGCUGAAGGCCCUGGACACAGUGCUGUUUGGGCCUCCUCUCUUGACUCGCCAUAAUCACCUGAAGGACUUCAUGCUGGUGGUGUCUAUCGUUAUUGGUGUGGGUGGCUGCUGGUUUGCCUAUAUCCAGAACCGUUACUCUAAGGAGCAUAUGAAGAAAAUGAUGAAGGAUCUGGAAGGGUUACACCGGGCUGAGCAGAGUCUGCAUGACCUUCAGGAAAGGCUGCACAAGGCCCAGGAGGAGCACCGAACAGUGGAAGUAGAGAAGGUCCACCUGGAGAAGAAGCUACGUGACGAGAUCAACCUUGCCAAGCAGGAAGCUCAGCGGCUGAAGGAGCUGAGGGAGGGUACUGAGAAUGAGAGGAGCCGCCAGAAAUAUGCCGAGGAAGAGCUGGAGCAGGUUCGGGAGGCCUUGAGGAAAGCAGAGAAGGAGCUGGAAUCACACAGCUCAUGGUAUGCUCCCGAGGCCCUUCAGAAGUGGCUGCAGCUCACGCAUGAGGUGGAGGUGCAGUACUACAACAUCAAGAAGCAGAAUGCAGAGAAGCAGCUGCUGGUGGCCAAGGAGGGGGCUGAGAAAAUAAAAAAGAAGAGAAACACACUUUUUGGUACCUUCCAUGUGGCCCACAGCUCUUCCCUGGAUGAUGUGGAUCACAAAAUCUUAACUGCUAAGCAAGCACUGAGUGAAGUGACGGCAGCACUGAGGGAGCGCCUGCACCGGUGGCAGCAGAUCGAGAUCCUCUGCGGUUUCCAGAUUGUUAAUAACCCCGGCAUCCACUCCUUGGUGGCUGCUCUCAACAUCGACCCCAGCUGGAUGGGCAGCACCCGCCCCAACCCCGCCCACUUCAUCAUGACUGACGAUGUGGAUGACAUGGAUGAGGAGAUUGUGUCGCCCUUGUCCAUGCAGUCCCCCAGCCUGCAGAGCAGUGUCCGGCAGCGCCUGACGGAGCCACAGCUUGGCCUGGGAUCUCAGAGGGAUUUGACCCAUUCCGAUUCGGAGUCCUCCCUCCACAUGAGUGACCGCCAGCGUGUGGCCCCCAAGCCUCCUCAGAUGGGCCGUGCUGCAGACGAGGCUCUCAAUGCCAUGCCUUCCAAUGGCAGCCAUCGGCUGAUUGAGGGGGUCCAUCCAGGAUCUCUGGUGGAGAAACUGCCUGACAGCCCUGCUCUGGCCAAGAAGACAUUACUGGCGCUGAACCAUGGCCUAGACAAGGCCCACAGCCUGAUGGAGCUGAACCCCUCAGUCCCACCUGGUGGCUCCCCACUUUUGGAUUCUUCCCAUUCUCAUAGCCCCAGUUCCCCAGACCCAGACACACCAUCUCCAGUUGGGGACAACCGAGCUCUGCAGGGUAGCCGAAACACACGAAUUCCCCACUUGGCUGGCAAGAAGGCCAUGCCUGAGGAGGAUAAUGGUUCUAUUGGUGAGGAGACAGACUCUAGUCCAGGCAGGAAGAAGUUUCCCCUCAAAAUUUUUAAGAAGCCUCUUAAGAAGUAGGCAGACUAGGGUGGUAGUGUCGAGACAGCCUGUCCUUCCCUGGGUCUUCUGCCGUCACUUCCCUUCCUUUCUUUGCGAUAUCUGGCCCCCAGAGUGGGGCACAGAGGGGCUUGCCCAAGGGCCUGGGCACUGUACAUACCUGCCCCGCUCCUCCUUGGUCCUUUAUCAUUAUUUAUUAACUGACCACCAUAGCCUGCCUCUCGGGAAACCCUUCCACCCAUGGGCUGCUGCUGUCACAUCCUCUCCACUUCAGUGCAUGUCUUAGUUGCUCUCCCCUCAGUUCCCACUCCACUUUUGGGGUCCAGCUUCUGUCUCUGCUGUCGCAGUUUUGAGGUUUGGUUUUGUUUCUGUCUCCUGCUUUCAGGCUCCUCUCCCCCAUUACUCCCCAGCGAUCCUAGCAGUUGUGGGGAAGAUAGGAGGGGUAACUUGUGACACCUGUACCUCAGAUCUCCAUCCUACUCACAGUCAUUCUGCCUACCCCAGACUGGGCCACAGUCCUGAUCCCUGGGGUUUGUUCUAUGGAAGUGUGGUAGACCAGAGGGAACCUCAUCCUGGAGCUCCUUUGGAGCUCCAGGGCUCCAUUCAGGGAGUGGAACCAACUCCCAGGGAACAAGUCACCAGAGUUUUAUAGAGAGACCAGGCUUGUGAUUGAUGGGAGAGACUUCUCCCAGUUGGAGGAUGAGUAGAUGCCAAAGCUGUGGGCUAUAAGGCAGUUGCCAUUUCUCUCUUGCCCUGCCCACAUCUGCCUUCCUCUUACCUCUGCUCCCCUAUACUGUAGGAGUGUAUCUCUUAAGAGGUGCUGCCCUGAAGCUCCUCAAACGUCAGUACUACUGGGGCUCAGGACAACUGGCUCCCCUGGCUAUGGGAGCCACAGUCAUGACACAGGGCUCUUGUGGAGCCCUGGGCAAGGAUGUUGUAUUUGAACCAAAAGACAAACAGUUUUAAAGUAAAUAAUACAAAAUAAAAUAAAUAAAUCUCCUGAAUUUCCCAAGUGCCUGCACAGCAUCCUCCCUUUGUCAGACUCCAUUUUUGUGUUACUGCAUAGCCUGGGCCACAGGCUCAAAACAGACACAAUUGGUUUGGGGAAGGGGUGGAGAAGGAAGAUGGUAUAUGUAUGUGAAGGCUGCUGUGUGACCACUUCUCCCCCCACGCCUCCCAUCUUCCAGACAACUCUCUCCUUUACCUGUUUUUGCUAUGGCUGUAAAGGUAUUUUUCCCUCUGUCCCAUUCUGUUAUGCCUUUACCCUGAGUUCCUAAUUUGGGCCUGGGUUGGGUGCAGCCGGGGCUGGUCUCAGGCGGGUGCUAGGCUGUAGACUGCCUUGGUGCCCCCUGAACACCCUCACAUGGGUUUUUCUGUGUUAUUUUCAUAAGAUUCUUUGAAGUCCAAUAAAGCAUGUAGGAGAUUUUAACCUCU
This is a messenger RNA of Mus pahari (shrew mouse), 4082 nucleotides long. It is a transcript of the gene Stim1, whose product is annotated as stromal interaction molecule 1. Gene Ontology annotation, cellular component: endoplasmic reticulum; plasma membrane. Gene Ontology annotation, biological process: activation of store-operated calcium channel activity; intracellular calcium ion homeostasis; store-operated calcium entry. The coding region runs from base 612 to 2669 and encodes 685 amino acids. The transcript has 12 exons. The record is from RefSeq and is a predicted model, not a curated record. Gene Ontology annotation, molecular function: protein binding; calcium ion binding; calcium channel regulator activity. NCBI's taxonomy places the organism in Eukaryota, Metazoa, Chordata, Mammalia, Rodentia, Muridae.